AUGGCGCAGUCAGGCUCGAGCGUGUCACCACUCCCACAGGCGACGACGGCAACAUUAGAGCACAGGCGAACGCGCACUCUAGAGGUACCCAAGAAGCGCAAGGCAGACGCGGCGGACUCGCCGUCGGCCGACUCCCAGAGCGCGAAGCAUCAACGGCGGUUAGAGCUCCAGAAUGCAGCGGAUUCGUCGUCGGAUGCAACCGACGCCGGUUCUUGCCCGUCAAUAUUCGGCGUUCACCUCGUCAUGGACCUGUGCGACGGUGGCGAACUCUUCGACGAAGUCGUGCGACGCGGCAGGUUACCAGAGAAAGAAGCUGCUCUUAUCUUUCGCCAAAUCGCCAGCGCCGUUGCAUUCUGCCACUCCAAAGGCGUCAUGCACCGCGACCUCAAACCGGAGAACAUUCUCUUGUCGAAACAGAACAUAUCGGGUACAGACGUAACCUGCGCGAAACUCGCGGAUUUCGGCCUCGCAAUCGGACUUACGCAGGGAGAGCGAGCGUACGGCGCAGCGGGUUCGCCGUUCUACAUGGCGCCGGAGGUAUUGACAGGCGAGUACGGGGUGGAGGCGGACGUGUGGUCGCUGGGCGUGGUGCUGUACGUGCUGCUGAGCGGCAGCCCGCCGUUUUGGGGUGCGGACGACAACGGCGUGUUUCGCGCCGUGCUGGAGGCGCCGCUGGACCUGACGAGCGGCGCGUGGGCGGGGGUGUCGGCGGAGGCCAAGGGGCUGCUCCGCUGCAUGCUGCACCGCGACCCGCGCCGACGCCCCUCCUCCGCCAAGCUGCUCUCCCACCCCUGGAUCCUCGUCCACGCCUUCGGCGGCCGCGUCGUGCGCCGCGUCCUCUCCGCGCCCGCGCUCCAACAGCGCCGCAUCGCGGGGGGCGCUGCUGCGGCGGCGACAGGGGGCGUGGUGCCGACGUCCGCGUGA
This is a messenger RNA of Closterium sp. NIES-65, 924 nucleotides long. Lineage: Eukaryota; Viridiplantae; Streptophyta; Zygnematophyceae; Desmidiales; Closteriaceae. The record is from the annotation of a GenBank genome assembly.